AUGCAAAGCUCACUUGAUGCCUCCGCCGACGAGGCAUUGGCCCGUAUGGGCUACAAGAGUGAAUUACCACGAAACUUGAGCAUGCUAAGCAUCCUCGGCUUAUCCUUUGCCAUCAUGGCAGCCCCCUUCGGACUCAGCACAACUCUUUACAUCACCCUUGCCGACGGUCUAUCCGUCACCAUAAUCUGGGGCUGGGUUUUUGUCUCCCUGAUCUCAAUCGCUAUCGCCGCCUCUCUUGCCGAGAUCUGUGCCGUAUACCCUACGGCAGGAGGCGUGUACUAUUGGAGCGCGAUGCUCUCCACGCGCCGCUGGGCACCGUUGAUGUCCUUUAUCGACGGCUGGCUAACCCUUGUCGGCAAUUGGACCGUCACACUAAGCAUCAUUUUCUCCGGCGGCCAGCUGAUCCUCAGCGCCAUCUCCAUCUUCGAUGAAUCCUUCGCUGCCAAUGCGUGGCAGACCGUAUUAAUGUUCUGGGCAGUCAUGCUCUUCUGCGCCCUAGUUAAUAUCUUCUGCUCGCGCUAUCUUGAUCUCAUCAACAAAGUCUGCAUCUUCUGGACAGCGGCUAGUGUUAUCAUCAUCCUCGUGACGCUUUUGACAAUGGCUGACGAUCGUCGAGACGCUGAAUUCGUCUUCGCCCAUUAUGACGCCUCCACGAGCGGCUGGCCCGCCGGAUGGGCUUUCUUCGUGGGUUUGCUGCAGGCAGCAUACACCUUAACGGGCUACGGAAUGGUCGCUGCCAUGUGCGAAGAGGUGCAGAACCCACACCGCGAGGUACCCAAGGCAAUCGUGCUCUCCGUGGUAGCUGCUGGUAUCACCGGCCUGAUGUACCUGAUCCCGAUUCUGUUUGUGAUGCCUAACGUGCAGAUUCUACGCGAGGUUGCUAGCGGCCAGCCGAUCGGCCUUCUCUUCAAGACAGUGACGGGCUCAGCGGGCGGUGGCUUCGGCUUGCUCUUCCUUAUUCUGGGCAUCAUGCUGUUCGCUGGCAUAGGAUCCCUCACAGCUGCCAGUCGCUGCACAUAUGCAUUUGCACGUGACGGUGCCAUUCCGGGCUUCAAGCUCUGGCGUCGGGUGAACAAUAAACUGGAUGUGCCUGUGUGGGCUAUUGUACUCUCGGCAGUCGUUGAUUGUUUGCUGGGAUUGAUCUAUUUUGGCUCCACGGCUGCAUUCAACUCCUUCACCGGCGUGGCUACUAUCUGCCUGUCGACCUCGUACGGUCUUCCAAUUUUGAUUUCUUUGAUCCGAGGCCGUCAAGAUGUGAAAGGCUCCUCGUUCUCCCUCGGUCGCUUUGGAUUUGCCAUCAACUGCGUUACUAUUGUGUGGAUCGUUCUAGCUGUCGUGCUCUUCUGCAUGCCUGUUACCUUGCCUGUUACCCCGGAAUCUAUGAACUACGCCAGCGUGGUCUUUGCUGGAUUCGCUGGUAUUAGUAUCUUUUGGUACUUUAUCUAUGCACGUAAGCACUUUACCGGGCCUCCUGUCAGCGGUGAUGAGGCGCGCGCGGCUACAGAGCUCAUGACGGGCACGCCGGUGGAUGCGGAGAAACCCUUGGAGACGAUGAAGAAGUCGCCGAUCGAGUAG
This is a messenger RNA of Penicillium digitatum Pd1, 1575 nucleotides long. Its product is annotated as putative GABA permease. Lineage: Eukaryota; Fungi; Ascomycota; Eurotiomycetes; Eurotiales; Aspergillaceae. Gene Ontology annotation, molecular function: transmembrane transporter activity. The record is from RefSeq and is a predicted model, not a curated record. Gene Ontology annotation, cellular component: membrane. Gene Ontology annotation, biological process: transmembrane transport.